UCGAUGUCGUUUUCGCUUUUACACAAUUUUUAAUUAUUAUUAAUUUGGUUCGGAGAUAAAAUGUCGAAGCGACACAGAAUUGACGUUGGUGAUUCUUCAUCUUCAUCUAAAAAGAGAUCGGAUGAUGAUUCAAAGCCGGUGGUUUCAAACGUGGCGAGUUUUCCCACUGUCAAGUCAAUCCUCACCCAAAAUCCCUUCACUGGUCUGCCAUUCACUCCUAAAUAUUGGGAGCUGUACAAGAAACGUACCAAUCUGCCAGUGUGGGAGUACAAAGAAAAAUUCAUCGACAUCUUGAACAAGAACCAAUGUCUUGUGCUUGUCGGUGAGACAGGUUCUGGCAAAACGACUCAAAUACCUCAGUGGUGUCUGGAGUGGGUAAGAGCAAGGUACACUAAGAAAGGUGUGGCGUGCACCCAACCUCGAAGGGUGGCCGCCAUGUCAGUCGCUGCCAGAGUGGCAGAGGAGAUGGAUGUCGGGCUGGGACAGGAGGUCGGCUACAACAUUCGAUUUGAAGAUUGCACAUCGAGCAAGACAAUUCUAAAGUACAUGACUGAUGGUAUGCUGUUGAGGGAGGCCAUGUCAGACCCCCUUCUUGAGGCGUACGGGGUUGUAAUGUUGGAUGAGGCCCACGAACGUACCCUGGCAACUGACAUCCUCAUGGGUCUCCUCAAAGAAGUUUCUAGACAAAGGGCAGAUUUGAAGAUUGUUGUCAUGAGUGCCACUCUCGAUGCCGGAAAAUUCCAGCAAUACUUUGACAAUGCCCCCCUGAUGAGUGUACCUGGCAGGACCCACCCGGUUGAAAUCUUCUACACCCCUGAGCCGGAGCGAGAUUAUCUGGAGGCGGCCAUUAGAACUGUCAUCCAGAUACACAUGUGUGAGGAGAGUGAAGGAGAUAUACUGCUCUUCCUUACUGGACAAGAGGAAAUCGAUGAGGCAUGCAAACGCAUCCAAAGAGAGAUCGACAACCUGGGGCCAGAGGUAGGAGAACUCAAGUGCAUUCCCCUCUAUUCAACCCUCCCACCCAAUCUUCAACAACGCAUCUUUGAACCUCCACCUCCCAAACGACCCAACGGCGCCAUCGGCAGAAAAGUCGUAGUGUCAACGAACAUUGCAGAAACUUCACUGACAAUCGACGGUGUUGUCUUCGUCAUUGAUCCUGGAUUUGCCAAACAGAAGGUGUACAAUCCGAGAAUCAGGGUGGAGUCGUUGCUGGUCACUGCUAUCAGUAAGGCCAGUGCCCAGCAGAGAGCGGGUAGGGCAGGCAGAACCCGACCGGGAAAAUGUUUCCGCCUCUACACUGAGAAGGCCUACAAGAAUGAGAUGCAGGACAACACCUACCCAGAGAUUCUACGAUCGAAUCUCAGUGCCGUUGUCCUACAACUGAAGAAAUUAGGAAUCGAUGAUUUGGUGCACUUUGAUUUUAUGGACCCGCCUGCGCCUGAGACUUUGAUGAGGGCGUUGGAACUUUUAAAUUAUUUGGCGGCCAUUGAUGACGAUGGUGAACUUACAGAGCUUGGCUCCAUGAUGGCAGAAUUUCCACUGGAUCCGCAACUUGCCAAAAUGGUCAUCGCAAGUUGCGAUUAUAACUGCUCUAAUGAAAUUCUUUCCAUCACUGCUAUGCUGUCUGUUCCGCAAUGUUUCGUGAGGCCCACCGAGGUGAGGAAGCAAGCAGAUGAGGCCAAGAUGAGAUUUGCGCAUAUCGAUGGCGACCACCUCACACUUCUCAAUGUCUACCACGCUUUCAAACAGAAUCACGAUGAAGCACAAUGGUGCUACGACAACUUCAUAAACUAUCGAUCCUUGAAGAGUGCGGACAACGUGAGGACCCAGCUGGCUCGCAUCAUGGAUAGGUUUAAUCUACGACGCUCCAGUACAGAGUUCAGUUCCAGAGAUUACUACAUCAACAUUAGGAAGGCUCUUGUCUCUGGAUACUUUAUGCAGGUGGCCCACCUCGAACGCACUGGCCAUUAUCUGACAGUGAAGGACAAUCAGAUAGUCCAGUUGCACCCAUCAACCUGUCUCGACCACAAGCCUGAAUGGGUCCUCUACAACGAGUUCGUCCUCACCACUAAGAACUACAUUAGAACUGUUACUGAUAUCAAGGCUGAAUGGCUAAUACAGAUCACGCCGCAAUAUUACGACAUGUCAAACUUUCCGCAAUGUGAAGCUAAACGAGUCCUAGAGAAGCUCAUUGCCAAGAUGGACUCGAAACAACAAUAA
Messenger RNA from Helobdella robusta, 2220 nucleotides. RefSeq lists its product as hypothetical. Gene Ontology annotation, molecular function: RNA binding; ATP binding; RNA helicase activity. Lineage: Eukaryota; Metazoa; Annelida; Clitellata; Rhynchobdellida; Glossiphoniidae. The record is from RefSeq and is a predicted model, not a curated record. The coding region runs from base 61 to 2220 and encodes 719 amino acids. The transcript is spliced from 12 exons. Gene Ontology annotation, cellular component: intracellular anatomical structure; spliceosomal complex.